AUGGAGGGGCUACUGGUGAGCGCAGCGACUGGGGCAUUGAAGCCCGUGCUAGAGAAGCUUACGGCCCUGAUGGGUGAUGAGUACAAGCGCUUCAAGCGGGUGCGCCGCGAGGUGCAGUCUCUCAUGGAUGAGCUUGCUGCAAUGCAUUCAUUCCUUCUCAAGAUGUCAGAAGAGGAGAAUCCCGAUCCACAGGAUAAGAACUGGAUGAAGGAGGUUCGGGAGCUCUCCUACGAUAUGGAGGAUAGCCUUGACGAGUUCAUGCUCCAUGUUGAUGACAAAUCUAUUAGUCCUGAGGGCUUCAUCGACAAAUUCAAAACUUUUUUGAUCAAGGUCAGGAAUCGCCGCCGGAUUGCAAAGGUAGUCGAAGACCUCAAGGUCCAAGUCAAGGAGGUGGAAGACAGGAAUAAAAGAUACAAGAGUAAUGAGACUAUCAUGAAUACAAGUAAUGCGACCAUGGACCAUAGAGCUCUUGCUAUCUUUGAGGAUGCUUCAAAGCUUGUUGGCAUCGAUGAACCAAAAGCUGAGCUAAUGAAAUGGCUGGCAAGGAAGUAUCAAGGUGUUGCAUCAGAACCACUUGAGGUGGAGCCACCGAAGGUGGUAUCUAUUAUUGGAUUUGGAGGAAUGGGAAAGACAACACUUGCAAACCAAGUAUAUGUAGAGUUAAAGAACCAGUUUGACUUCGAUUGCUGGGCUUUUGUGUCGGUGUCACGAAACCCGGACAUGAUGAAAAUUUUGAGAACAAUUCUCAGCGAUGUAAGCAAUAAACCUUAUGCAUCCACUGAAGCAGGGAGUAUCCAACAAAUCAUUGGCACAAUCACUGAUUUCCUCAAGGAUAAAAGGUAUCUUAUUGUAGUUGAUGAUAUAUGGAAGAUAGAAACAUGGGAUAUCAUCAGGUUUGCACUGUUUCCAGAGAGAGAAAAAAGCAUAAUAAUCCAGGAUAAAGAUCCAAGCAUAAUAAUCACAACAACUCGUAUACAUGGUGUAGCUAAAGCAUGCUGCUCAUCCUAUGGUUCUCUUGUUUACAAAAUGAGGCCACUUACUCGUGCAGAUUCGGAAAAGUUGUUCCACAAAAGAAUAUUUAGCUCCCAAUACAUGUGCCCUUUACAUCUCAAAGAGGUUUCUAAUAAGAUAUUGGAAAAAUGUGAUGGUUUACCUUUGGCUAUCAUUUCCAUAUCUGGUUUGCUUGCCAAUAAACCACAGACCGAAGAUCAAUGGAACAGGGUGCAGAAUUCUUUUGGGCAUGAACUAGGAAAAAAUCCAGAGGUUCAAAGCAUGGUUCAGAUAUUAUCACUUAGUUACUUUGACCUUCCUCAUCAUUUAAAGACGUGUCUAUUGUAUUUAAGUACAUUUCGAGAGGAUUUUGUAAUUGACAAGAGGUGUUUGAUAAGGAGAUGGAUUGCUGAGGGAUUUAUUCAAGAAGAACAAGGAUGUACUCUAUAUGAAUUAGGGGAAAGGUGUUUCAAUGAGCUCAUCAAUAGAAGCUUGAUCCAGGCACAACACAUAAACAUGUACGGUGAGGUAACAGUUUGUCAAGUCCAUGAUACAAUUCUGGAUUUUAUCAUAUCCAAAUCUGAAGAAGAGAAUUUUGUUACUAUAUUCUCUGAUGGUUAUCAAAUGCCUGGUCCACAGAGAAAGGUCCGUCGCCUAUCCCUCCAUUCUAACAGUGUAGAGAAUGUGUCUCAGCUGAAAGAUCUGGAUUUAUCCCAUCUCCGGUCAGUUACAAUGUUUAGCUAUGCUGCAGAAGCGCUACUAUUGUUCCUGAGCUUCAGUUCAUUGCGUGUUUUGGACUUGGGUGGCUGCACCCAAGUGGAAAGUCAUCAUCUUGCUAACAUUGGGAAUUUAUUUCGGUUGAAGUACCUGAGUCUCCGUAAUACAAACGUUUGUGAACUACCCGAACAAAUCAGAAAAUUACAGCAUCUUGAGACACUAGACAUAUCUAUGGGGAAAUCCAGAAAAUUGCCAGCAAGUAUUGUUGAACUUAAAAGAUUGGCACAUUUGGUUGUAGACAGAGGAGUUGUGCUACCAUCUGGUAUCAGAAGCAUGACAGCAUUGGAGCAGUUAGAAGGUGUUGAUGUCUUCAAGCAACCAAUUGACUUUGCCCAAGAACUUGGCCAUCUGACAUUGCUUAGGAGCAUAAGCUUCUUUUCGAAUCCUAAUGAUCGCAAGAAAUUUGAUAUGGUGGGAAGCAACUCCAAGGAGUACAUGGACAAUAUAGUCUUCUCUCUCUCUAAACUAGGCAAGCUUCAAUCUCUGUCAUUCCAUGUCGCUGGUGGCUUCUCUCUGGGUUCAGAAAGUUGUGCUCCACGUGGCCUCCAGAAAUUGGAAAUUAAGGAGGGUUUUAUCUCCAAGGUUCCAAAUUUGGCAGGAUCCCUUGCCAAUCUUCAAAUUUUAGUUAUUUAUGUCAUGGAAUUUGAGGUGGAAGAUGUCAUGGCACUUGGGUGCCUACCAGCUCUUGUGUUUCUUCGUCUGAUAGCUCAUGAAUCUUUCCAUGGAAGAAGGUUCACCAUCAGCGGUGGCGACAGGUUCCACUCCCUGAGGCAUUUUGACUUUGGAUGUGCCAUGCCAGUGAUGUUUGGAGCUGGAGCCAUGCCAAUGCUUGAAAAGUUUACUAUCAUGUUCAGUCCAGAAAGGAUGGGCCUGUUAAUGGGUACAGGGGUUUUCCAUUUCGGCAUCCAACACCUCUCCAAUCUUGACCAAGUCGAAUGUAUAUUCUAUCUAAAUAGUGAUUCAGUCGUUGUCAGGACCACUAUGACCCGGAUGGCUAAUAUAUCUUUCAGGCAGGGCAUGGACACAAUACUAAAUCAGGUGAUAGACGCAACUUGUGAUAUCGAGAGCGCGGUAAGCGCCCAUACCAAGUCUCCCAAACUUAAGUUCAGACAUACACAUAAGUGGAAGAUUGAAGACUGA
This is a messenger RNA of Miscanthus lutarioriparius, 2907 nucleotides long. NCBI's taxonomy places the organism in Eukaryota, Viridiplantae, Streptophyta, Magnoliopsida, Poales, Poaceae. The record is from the annotation of a GenBank genome assembly.